Molecule: messenger RNA, 777 nt
Organism: Aspergillus uvarum CBS 121591
Lineage: Eukaryota; Fungi; Ascomycota; Eurotiomycetes; Eurotiales; Aspergillaceae
Product: cytochrome b5
Exons: 2
Coding region: 1-777 (258 amino acids)
Biological process (GO): unsaturated fatty acid biosynthetic process
Cellular component (GO): endoplasmic reticulum membrane
Molecular function (GO): stearoyl-CoA 9-desaturase activity; heme binding; iron ion binding
Source: RefSeq, a predicted model, not a curated record
AUGCUCCACCGCUACACCGACACGGACGAGGACCCCUACAGCAUCCGACAGGGGUUGUUCCACGCCCACCUCGGAUGGAUGGUGCUGGCGAAGCCGCAAGCACAACCGCCCGGGAAAACCCGGCGCACACGGCGCCGCAUCGACCUCUCCGACCUCGACGCUGACGCGGUCGUCGUCUGGCAGAGUCGGUACUACGCAUUGCUCGUCGUACUGAUGGGCUGGAGGUUCCCGAUGGUCACCCCGCGCGACAGUUUCCUGGCUGCGGUGCUGACGCUGGGCGAGAAGUAUCAUAACUCCCACCAUACCUUUCCGUCGGACUACCGCAAUGGGGUCCGCUGGUAUCAUUACGACUGCACCAAGUGGGCGAUCGCGGGGUGCGCGGUGCUGGGAUUGGCCGAUGGGCUGCGCCGGGCGGGCGACGGUGAGAUUGAGAGGGCGAGGCUGCAAGAGAUGCAGAAGGCGCUCACCCGGCGAAUGGAGGCCCCCCCGCAGGCUGUGACUGUGGAAAAGCUGCCGCGGGUAGACUGGGCCGAGUAUCGGGGUGUGGUUGAAAAGGGCCGAUAUUUGGUGGCCGUUGAUGGGGUGGUGCAUGAUGUCGGCGCGUUCAUGGCGGAGCAUCCCGGGGGAGAGCAUUUGAUUCAGGCGUGGGUAGGGAAAGAUGCCAUGAUGGCGUUCCAUGCGGGCAUUUAUAGGCACUCGAAGGUGGCAAGGAAUAUUCUGGCUUGUGUGCGGGUGGCCGAACUCGAGAGUGGAAAGCCAGGGACUGAAUCCCAAUAG